AUGUCAGGCAUGAAUGCUGGUAUGGGAUCUGCUCGUGGUGAUCAACUGGAGGCAGGAUUUGCGAAGCUUCAAGGCGAAGACUUCCAGUACAUCAUGCAAUCUUAUGAAAUCAUCGUGGGACGCAAUUCCAAGAAAGGAAAGGUAGACUUUGAUCUUAGCGCCGUUGGUGGAGAUAGGGAUGUUUCCCGCCGCCAUGCACGCAUCUUCUAUGAUUUUCAACACCGCUCGUUUGCCCUUGAGGUUCUGGGCCAACAUGGCUGCUAUGUUCAGAGGGUCCUUCACCGCCCAGGUGAUGAUCCCGUUAAACUGAAGUCUCAGGAUCUCAUUCAGAUUGGACAAACACAAUUCUACUUUCUCCUACCAGCUCGCCCCAUCUUUGCAUCCUUUGCUGCUGAGGGCACGCCACACUCAUUUAAUUUUCGUGGCCAAACCAUUCAUAUUGAUUCCGCCGCCACAGCUUCUCCUUGGCAAACUCAUAUUCCAUCACAACCCAUGUCUUCAUCCGGCAAGCGCCCUGCCCAUUCUGAUUUUUCUGCUUCUCGUCACAAUGGUUAUGGCGGGGCCAAUUGUGGCAAUGGAAUUAAUGUUGGCACUGGAACUCAAGGACUGUUUACGGUGCCAAUCAAGAUGUCCUCUGCUGAACUGAAGACCGGGCCUAUCAACGUUGAACGUGCCAAAAUAUUAGAAACUAGAAUCGCACACAAGGAUGAAGACAAGAAGUUGGAGUAUCAUCUUGCCUCAUGUGUUGCAAUAAUGCUUACUGGAAAGUUCACUGCGAUAUGGCCCUAUGGCAAUGCCCAAAAGUACCUGGCAGCAGAGGAUGGCUCAUCAACCAGAACAGCUGAGAGGCCAUGGCACAGGCUGUUGGAGCUGCUCAAGAAUCACCCGGAGAGGUUUAUCAUGAGUUCAGUCUCUAGAGGCACAAUAACAUUAGAGUUCGUUUCGCUGGUCAGCUUGGCUGAUAAGUUUUGCUCCCCUGAGGUUGAUCAGGUCACUGCCAGACACCGCUGA
Messenger RNA from Triticum aestivum (bread wheat), 1011 nucleotides. RefSeq names its product FHA domain-containing protein FHA2-like. Gene Ontology annotation, biological process: regulation of ribosomal protein gene transcription by RNA polymerase II. Lineage: Eukaryota; Viridiplantae; Streptophyta; Magnoliopsida; Poales; Poaceae. Gene Ontology annotation, molecular function: protein binding; sequence-specific DNA binding. Gene Ontology annotation, cellular component: nucleus. The transcript is spliced from 4 exons. The record is from RefSeq and is a predicted model, not a curated record. The coding region runs from base 1 to 1011 and encodes 336 amino acids.